UUGCCUCUCACACCUGCCCCGCUCUCUUGCUGCCAGAUCUAGACAUGGCUCAAGAUCCCAAGGCCGGCCCUGCCCAGCCAGGCCAGAAGAGGCAGCACGGCACCGGCGUUUUCUGGGUCUAUGAAUACCAGAGGAUCCGGAUGCCCCCACUCAUCAACCACAUGCCUGUCAAGAUCCAGAGGGCCCACAUGGGCAUGGGGGUCAGGAGCGGCUUCAGCCCCCAAUGGGUCUCCAGGAACAGCCCCCUGCCCUCUGGGCAGAAAAAGUUCCGCACCGAGGAGCUGCAUGACAUCCAGGGGGCGCUGUGGCACAUCAAAGCCCAGGUGGACAGUCUGCUGCACAGCCUGGAGCGCAUUGACCGGCAGCAGGUCCCACCCGCAGCCACAAAGGACAGUGGGAAAAACAGGAGUCCUGGUAGCAAGGGCUCCUCCUGCAGCUCUGAGGCCCCGCAGAAGCCCCGGAGCAAGGGGGCUGGUCCAGAGGCAGAUGGCUACGAGGGCGGCACAGACACGGAGUGGACAGUGAAGAACCACGCUGAAGACCAGGCCAGCCAGGAGGCAGCAGGAACCCCUCCAGCCUCAUCAGCUCCUGGCAUUCUCGGAUAGAUAGCUCCUUGCCUUGCGU
Messenger RNA from Chlorocebus sabaeus (green monkey), 624 nucleotides. Lineage: Eukaryota; Metazoa; Chordata; Mammalia; Primates; Cercopithecidae. The record is from RefSeq and is a predicted model, not a curated record.